Molecule: messenger RNA, 2346 nt
Organism: Oldenlandia corymbosa var. corymbosa
Lineage: Eukaryota; Viridiplantae; Streptophyta; Magnoliopsida; Gentianales; Rubiaceae
Source: the annotation of a GenBank genome assembly
AUGUCUUCAAUCUUGACUUCCGAAGGCAUGGUCUUGGCGACGGCCAUGGCCGUCUCCGGCACCGUAAUUCUGCUGGCGUUUCGUCUUCAGAAGUCCACGCUUCAUCAGUUUGAAAUGAUGGUCAACGCUAUUCCUCCGGGUCAGUCCCCUGUUUCUCUCCCGCGCCCCUGUAUCUCCGCUUCUUCUUCGCCGUCAAAUUCUCCUUCUUCCUCUUCUUCAGAUGGGAAGAAGAAAGAUAAAAAGAAGAAAAGGGUUCACUUUGCUGCCGACGUGGUGGACCCGAUUGGAAACAGCGAUGAAUACAGAAAGAAUUUCCACAGUAACAGAGCAUCAGCCAACAACGCCACCGCCAGUAAUUCUAAUUCCGACGCUUCCACAACCCGUAAUUACGGAGGCAAAGCCGGAGGAAUGCCGGCGAACAGGGCCGCGUUGUACAGCGGGAUUCUCCGGGACCGAGCUCCAGAGGAUUUUCGCGUGACCUGGGAUCAUCGUGAAUCCCAGGAGAUGGGCGUUAUAAUUGAUGUCUGGUCUAAAUCCGACAAGGCUAGGAUCAAGCAAUAUAGGGAUGACAUUACUGCUCUGGAAUCCUUAAAAAAUGAUCUCAAUUGGACAAAAGUGCAGCAGUACAUUCCCCCAAUUCCUGUCAAGGAUAAAAAAGGAUCUUUAAGCAAGGUCAACAAGAAGAGGAAGUUGAUGAGACUAGUGAAAGCGUCAGAAGCAGGCGCUAAGUCAAAAAAGAAGAAGCAGGCUCCUCCAGUUGAGAAAGAAGGGCUGGUCGAGGAAGUUGAACCCGUCGAAGAAGAUAAGACAAAGGGCGCUGCUGAGAAUCCGGACACUUCUCCAGGGUCAUCAUCAUACACUGCAGCCGCCGCCAUAUUCCACUUUAGGAAUGAUAGAAUUGAAUGCCCCAUAAUAGAAGAGGUAGCCGAAACGAUGACUGAUGAAGAAGCCUUAAAAAAGCUAACAACCUCCUUGGCGAGCAUUCUUAUGCGCAAAAAGAAGCUAAGGGAGAAAAUCUCCAAUUUGGAGCUCGAGAAGGGGUUCCUCGAGCAAGAGAAGGCAAUCCACGAGGAGGCAAAGAAGAACAAGGAGUUAAUGCGAGCUACCAAGGAGGAAGAGCUGGCCACUGCCCAGGCCAUAAUGAUGCCCACUGAAAGGAUGGCCAAUGUCAUGGUGGGCAUCAGUGAAGCAGCUAUUGCACUAGGCGGCCAUGGUGUGGCUGUUGCUGCUCUCGAAAGGAUGGAAUCCGGAAAGCCUGUCAAUGCCGGCUGGUUAAAACCAUUCAUGAAACCGCAUCCUCACAAAACCCUGCAUGAAGCAAUGAAGAAUGGGUUGAUGCAUCUUGGCACUAAACAACUCCCUCUAUUCAGGCCUUUGUGUAGCGCCAUCCCCCAAAUGGGUUCACCUUCGGAAAUCACCUCCUUUGAAGGAGAUGCCCUAACGGUGUUACCUGCUGAGCCUGGGAAAGAGAUGCGGGUACCCAAGCUUAACCGCGAUUUCAUUGGUGCUGAGCUAGUUUCCGAUGAAGAUUCCUCCGAGAACGUCGAGGAGGAUAAGGAAGAGGAGCGGGGGCUUGAAGUUGAGAAGGAACCGGCAGGCAAGAAAGAGAUUUCCUCGACUCAGACCCUGUCGAGGGAACCAGUGAGAGCCAACCAAAUAUGCCGUCCAACCCAAAUGCCGUAUGAGUUCUUAUCUUGUAACAGGAUUUUUGCUACCUGGGAGCCGUAUUAUGUCCAUAAUGUGCAUUUGAUGAUUCUUGAGGAGGAUGAGAUCAAACAUUUCCCUAUGUAUGCCAUGAUUUCAUCAGCACUGAGAAAAUUCGGGAACGUUCACAAUACCACUAUAGUGAGAGCUUUCGAGAAGGAGAUUGUGGAUGCCGUUCAAGCUUAUAAUGUGCAGAUACACUCUUGCUUGGUGCAGUGUUUUCAACAAAAAGAGGAGGAGUGGAGACGUCGACUCCAUCAAUACGAUCUCGACUUCCAAGAUUCCCUGAUUCUAGACGCAAGUAUCAACGACGAGAAGAAAAAGCUGAAGGAUGAAAAUGCUCGAUUGAGGAAGUGUGAGAAGAUUGCGGUAUCUCCAUGGUUCCUCGAGAAGUUUGAGCUACUUGCCUUGGUCGAGAAACAGAUAGAAGUCCGGACAGAACGUUUCAUAGCUCCAAUUGAUCUCCAAAAGAAGAGAACCAAAGAAGUAGAGUUCUAUUCGAAACAAGUCGUUGUUCUACAGAACAUAUUGGCCGAUGAAGAAAUGCCGCUGCCCAUUUUUUAUGAUCUCGAUCCAGAUGAUGAAGCAAAAGAAAGGACAGCUGCUGAGGAAUAUCUGCUUAGACUCGACGAGCAAGAUUAG